Messenger RNA from Aspergillus tanneri, 1143 nucleotides. RefSeq lists its product as uncharacterized. The record is from RefSeq and is a predicted model, not a curated record. The transcript is spliced from 3 exons. Bases 1 to 1143 code for a protein of 380 amino acids. Lineage: Eukaryota; Fungi; Ascomycota; Eurotiomycetes; Eurotiales; Aspergillaceae.
AUGGCAUUCCCCAACUCCCCCCAACUUCAACGCUUCCACCAAGCCCAAGAGUCCGUCUUCGGCGACUUCACCACUAUCGACGACCCGAACCGCUGGACGCCGCCACCAUGGGCCGGAGGUCAUCGAGGACGAUACCUAUGGACGGACGCCUUCGGGGUGAUCAACUUCAUCACGUUGCAUCGCGAGUACGAACAGGCAAUGCGGUCGUCCAUCUCGGGGACCGCAUCAGCAGCGCCUGACGACAGAUACCUGAUCCUCGCGCGUCGACUCGUCGAGACGGUGCACUCGAUACUGGGACGCACACGCGACGGACAAGACCUCCUCCCCGGCGCGACGGAGGAGAAUCCCCUCGGGGGCGGACUCCGCAUCGGCAAGAAGGAAGCUACGGGACCAGACGGAGACGGCCAAUACCAUCACUAUCUAACACUGUGGAUGUUUGCGCUCAAUCGACUGUCGCUAGCGACGGGGGAUCCGAAAUACAACCGCCAGGCCGUGGCGCUGGCGCGAGCGAUCCAUGCACCAUUCUUCGUCAACAGACAUACGGGACGGCCGCGAAUGGUGUGGAAGAUGGCGAUGGAUCUGUCAAAGCCCUUGGUUGCUUCAGAGGGGAACCUGGAUCCCGUAGAUGGAUACGUAGUGUGUCGAUUGCUGCAGGCGGCGGCGAUGCAGAGCGGCGAGGGAGCAGUGCUGAAGGACGAAAUGGAGGAUUAUCGACGGGUGAUGCGUCGGAAGGGUGUGAAUUGGUUGUCGCGAGAUCCGCUGGAUUUAGGAAUGACGCUAUGGACGGUACAUUGGUUUGUUGAUCGGGAAUCAUGGGCGACUCAAUUGGCUGUGCAAUGUCUGGAUCGGAUUACCGAUCUCGUCGAAAUCGAGCGCUAUUUCGAGCGUAAUCGUUCCUCUCGUCUGGCAUUCCGCGAAUUUGGCACCUGUAUGGGCCUCAAAUGUAUCUCCGAGCAAUUGUCGGACAAGGAGGCGUCCGUCGAUUAUCGAUCACUAGCUGAUUCCAUCCUGCACGGCUGGGAGGCGUAUCUGGAGCAAUCUCUAAUGUCGGACGAUCUGCGGCCCAUCAACAAAGUUAUGUAUGCAUCGGCGGUACUUCCGGGAGGAACGGAACCUAUCCCCCGAGAGGAAUCGGAGGAGUAA